This is a messenger RNA of Pseudoliparis swirei, 5163 nucleotides long. Its product is annotated as dynamin-1. The record is from RefSeq and is a predicted model, not a curated record. Bases 177 to 2672 code for a protein of 831 amino acids. The transcript has 24 exons. Gene Ontology annotation, cellular component: cytoplasm; microtubule; membrane. NCBI's taxonomy places the organism in Eukaryota, Metazoa, Chordata, Actinopteri, Perciformes, Liparidae. Gene Ontology annotation, molecular function: GTPase activity; microtubule binding; GTP binding.
UCGAUUUAAGGUUUCAGCAGCUGCACGAGGACAGCGUGAUGACGUGAGACGGGACACGGAGCGACAGACCGCUGCAGCAUCUCCACCUGUCUGUCUGAUUCUCCUGCAGCCUCUGGCCUCUCUCUCUCUCUCCACCUGUCUCUCUCUCUCCACCUGUCUCUCUCUCCCGCGCCGCCAUGGGGAACCGGGGCAUGGAGGACCUGAUCCCGCUGGUGAACCGGCUCCAGGACGCGUUCUCGUCCAUCGGGCAGAACUCGAGUCUCGACCUGCCGCAGAUCGCGGUGGUGGGCGGGCAGAGCGCCGGGAAGAGCUCGGUGCUGGAGAACUUCGUGGGCAGAGACUUCCUCCCUCGUGGUUCAGGUAUCGUGACUCGUCGCCCUCUGGUGCUUCAGCUCAUCAACUGUCCGACAGAGUAUGCAGAGUUCCUGCACUGCAAAGGGAAGAAGUUUGUCGACUUUGAUGAAGUCCGUCAGGAGAUCGAAGCUGAAACGGAUCGAAUCACCGGCCAGAACAAAGGAAUCAGUCCCAUCCCCAUUAACCUGAGGGUGUACUCCCCCAACGUACUGAACCUCACCCUGGUGGAUCUUCCCGGGAUGACAAAGGUCCCGGUUGGGGAUCAGCCGGCCGACAUCGAGAAUCAGAUCAAAGAGAUGCUCCUUCAGUUCGUCACCAAAGACAACUGCCUCCUUCUGUCCGUCUCUCCGGCCAACUCCGACCUCGCCAACUCGGACGCUCUGAAGAUCGCCAAGGAGGUCGACCCCCAAGGUCUCAGGACCAUCGGUGUGAUCACAAAACUGGACCUGAUGGAUGAAGGGACGGAUGCCAGAGACAUUCUGGAGAACAAACUGCUCCCACUGCGCAGAGGUUACAUCGGGGUGGUGAACCGCAGUCAGAAGGACAUCGAUGGGCGGAAAGACAUCACAGCAGCUCUGCAGGCUGAGAGGAAGUUCUUCCUGUCUCACCCAUCAUACCGACACCUGGCCGACCGCAUGGGCACCGGCUACCUGCAGAAGGUCCUCAACCAGCAACUGACCAACCAUAUCCGGGACACGUUGCCGGCGUUACGCAGCAAACUGCAGAGCCAGCUGCUGUCCAUCGAGAAGGAAGUGGAGGAGUACAAGAACUUCAGGCCGGACGACCCGGGACGCAAGACCAAGGCCCUGCUGCAGAUGGUGCAGCAGUUCGCGGUGGACUUUGAGAAGCGAAUUGAAGGAUCUGGAGAUCAGGUGGAAACAUACGAGCUGUCAGGAGGAGCGAAGAUCAACCGCAUCUUCCAUGAGCGCUUCCCCUUUGAGCUGGUCAAGUUGGAGAGUGAUGAGAAGACUCUUCGUAAAGAGAUAAGCUAUGCCAUCAAGAACAUCCACGGAAUCAGGACCGGUCUGUUUACUCCUGACAUGGCGUUUGAGACCAUCGUGAAGCGUCUCAUCGCUCAGAUCAAAGAGCCGUGUCAGAAAUGUGUCGACAUGGUGAUCAACGAGCUGGUGAACACCGUGAGACAGUGUACCCAGAAGCUGGCUCAGUUUCCGAUGCUCAGAGAGGAGAUGGAGAGAAUCGUUACUCAGCACAUAAGAGACCGAGAGAGUCGCACCAAAGGCCAGGUGAUGCUGCUGAUUGACAUCGAAUUGGCCUACAUGAACACAAACCAUGAAGACUUCCUCGGCUUUGCAAAUGCUCAGCAGAAGAGCAGUCAGAUGAGCAAGAAGAAAGCAGCAGGAAACCAGGAUGAGAUCAUGGUGAUCCGUAAAGGUUGGCUGACCAUCACCAACAUCAGCAUUAUGAAGGGAGGAGCUAAGGAGUACUGGUUCGUCCUGACAGCCGAGACGCUGUCCUGGUACAAAGAUGAUGAGGAGAAGGAUAAGAAGUAUAUGCUGCCUGUGGACAACCUGAAAUUCAAAGACAUCGAGAAGAGCUUCAUGUCCAGCAAAUGUGUCUUUGCCCUGUUCAACAUCGAACACAGGAACGUGUACAAAGACUCCCGUCAGCUGGAGCUGGCCAGCGAGUCUCAGGAGGAGGUGGACAGCUGGAAGGCUUCUUUCCUACGAGCUGGAGUGUACCCUGAACGCACCGUGGAUAAAGACAAGGGGGAGGUGGAGGAGUCCAGGGAGGACGGGCAGAUCCACAGUCUGGACCCUCAGCUAGAGCGACAGGUGGAGAUCGUCAGGAACCUGGUGGACUCGUACCUGUCAAUCAUCCAGAGGACCGUCAGGGACUUGAUCCCCAAGACCAUCAUGCACCUGAUGGUCAACAACACAAAGGAGUUCAUCCACUCUGACCUGCUGGCUCAGCUCUACUCCUGUGGAGACCAGAACACCCUGAUGGAGGAGUCCCAGGAACAGGCUCAGCACCGUGACGAGACCCUGAAGAUGUACUUGGCCCUGCGUGAAGGCCUCCAGCUCAUCGGUGACAUCAGCACGUCCACCAUCACCACGACGAUGCCGCCGCCGGUGGACGACUCGUGGCUGCAGGUCACGGGAAUGCCGUCGGGACGCAGGUCCCCCAUGUCCAGCCCGACCCCCCAGCGCCGGGCCCCCCCCGGCCCUCUGCGUCCGGGAGGGCGAGCGGCGCCCGGCCCUCCGUCUCGUCCUGCGGUGUCACCGGACCCCGGAGCCCCCAACAGACCCAACAGAGCGCCCCCCCCUGGAGUCCCCAGAAUCUCUAUCAGUGACCAGUGAGGAGUUCACCAAUGUCGUCCCAGUAGAGGUAGCCCCGCCCACGGAGAGAGCCCCCAGUCUUCUGUUGAGGGUUGAGUGGAACCCGGUGUGUUCUCUUCUGAAUGGUUCUACUGGUCUCUACUGGUCUCUACUGUUACUGUGAACUUUAAGAAUUAUAACUAUAUAGCAAAUGAUCAGCAAUAUCGAGUGGUUAUAUGUCAUAUGUGGUUCAGCUGUCUGCUGUCAAGAGAGUGAGACAGUUCAGCUGCAUGUCUGUCAUCUUAUCAACACAAUAGUGACAGAAACAUUCCUGAAGUACUGAUGAAGAGAUGUUGUAAUGUGAAGAGCUCUGACCCCUCUCAGGAUGUUCAGGCCGAACUGGGUUCCCGUUAGCUGGUCGCUGGCUAGCCAUUAGCUCGCCGUUAGCUAAUCGUUAGCUAGCCAUUAGCUCGCAUCAACUCUGAGUAUUUGUAGUUCUUCUUGUAGUUCUGCUUUUGUUUAGCUUGUAUAAGGCUGAAGUGUUGCAUUGUGGGACUUUUCUUUACAGUGUAAAGUUUACAUAUUAUUUUCACUUGUCAUUUAUUUUUACAAUUUGUGAUUUUAUUAUGUAAUAUAUAUGAAUCUAUUUAUUUAAUAAUAUGUUAAUGUUGCAUUAUUGAUCUUAGCUCACAUUUUAUCCUGAUAGUCCAGAAAUAAAUUCCUAGUGCUGCUAAUUGACCCAGAAAGCCCCCCUAACCCUCACAACCCUAAACCCCCAAUCCUAACCCCCAUAAGGCUACUAACCCCCUAAUCCUAAUCCUAACCCUAACAACCCUAACCCCCCUAAUCCUAAACCCUACUAACCCUAACCCCCCUAACCCUGGACCAGGAUAUAUUGAUCCUAACUGGUUGUAAUUAGUACUUACUGGUCAUAACUGGUUCUAACUGGUACCAAUCUGUCCUAACUUGUUCUAAUCCAAGUGGAUCCAGUUGUCUUUUUCUUUCUCCAACUCGUUCUCACUGAAUUUAAAUUGUUAUGACAAGUCCAAAGUGGUUUUACCCGGUACCAGUUGGUUCAUACUGGCUCUAACUUUUGGGGGGGUUUCCUGAUCCGAUGUGAGAUCAAAGGUCAGGGAUGUCUAUGUGUAUGGAUGGAAAAGCCAUACACAUUGUGAUGUUGGGCUAUACACAAUAAACUGAAUUGAACUGGUUUUGAAACCAAUUGACAAAUUUAUCAGCACAAUGCCAACAACUACCAUUUUAUAAUCACAAGUCAGUCUUGGGGGUCUGGUUUGUCAUUUAUUAUUCAAGAUUAAUUUUCUGGUUAGUUUUCUGAAAAGAUUAAUCAUCAACCAGCUGAAUCCUCUAUGUUCACCAGUUGGUCUCAAAUCACAGAAAUAGAAAACUCACAAAGGACUUCAGAAGAUAAAGUGUUCUAAAGGUUUUAAAUAAAACAACAAUGUAAAGCAAUAUUAAUGUAUCUGAUAAUUUGUUAUAUUCUUCAGAUGUGUUUUUUUCAGUGUAUUACAUGUUAAAGAAGCUAAACUGUAACUAUGUAUUGUACAUGUGUUGGUGCUGAUUCUGUUGAGUCCAGUUCUGAGCUGCGAUCUACAAAGCACACAUUUCACUGUGUUAGCUCGCUGUUAGCUGAGCAUUAUCACAUCGUUAGCUGAGCAUUAUCUCAUCGUUAGCUGAGCAUUAUCAUAUUGUUAGCUGAGCAUUAUCUCAUCGUUAGCUGAGCAUUAUCAUAUCGUUAGCUGAGCAUUAUCUCAUCGUUAGCUGAGCAUUAUCACAUCGUUAGCUGAGCAUUAUCUCAUCGUUAGCUGAGCAUUAUCACAUCGUUAGCUGAGCAUUAUCUCAUCGUUAGCUGAGCAUUAUCAUAUCGUUAGCUGAGCAUUAUCUCAUCGUUAGCUGAGCAUUAUCACAUCGUUAGCUGAGCAUUAUCUCAUCGUUAGCUGAGCAUUAUCACAUCGUUAGCUGAGCAUUAUCUCAUCGUUAGCUGAGCAUUAUCAUAUUGUUAGCUGAGCAUUAUCUCAUCGUUAGCUGAGCAUUAUCAUAUCGUUAGCUGAGCAUUAUCUCAUCGUUAGCUGAGCAUUAUCACAUCGUUAGCUGAGCAUUAUCUCAUCGUUAGCUGAGCAUUAUCUCAUCGUUAGCUGAGCAUUAUCUCAUCGUUAGCUAUGCAUUAUCACAUCGUUAGAUGAGCAUUAUCAUAUCGUUAGUUGAGCAUUAUCUCAUCGUGAGCUGAACAUUGGCUAAAUGUUAGCUAAUCAUUAGCAUUGUGUUAGCUGAUAGUUACCUGAGCAUUAGCAUGGUGUUAGCUGAAUGUUAGCAUGCUGAACGCAGCUCUUCACUGUGAUAUUAGAACUUCAAUGUUUGGUAUUAAUAUAUUAAUAUAUGUCAAUAAGAUAAGAAUAAUGUACCGUAUAUAUGUAUCGAUCUAUUCAACUGACAUGCAGCAGCCCAUAUGUGUGUGUGUGUGUGUAUAGGUGUCAUAUGAUCAGACUGUUGACAUGAAUAAAGUUUGUUUGAAUGA